AUGGCCUCCAAUGAGAAGUUCAAUCAUCCAUUUCAGCCGUAUGAGAUUCAAAUACAGCUCAUGAGUCAAGUCUACAGACUGCUCGAAAGUCACAAGAAAAUAGGUAUAUUUGAAAGUCCCACAGGUACAGGUAAAACACUAUCGCUGAUAUGCCCCACAGUCACUUGGCUUAGGAAUCACAAGGCAGAGUUUCUGAAUAAAAGCAGCAAUGAGGUUCUUUCUACGAAUGAAGAAGGUUUAGCCGUAAAGCAAGGUGACGACGAGGAGGAUAGCGAUGACGAGCCUGCUUGGGUGAAAGAAGCGUUUUCUGAGUCGGUACUUAAGGAAAAACUAAGGGCAUUGAAAGAAUACGAGGAACACUUGAACUCCAAGCGUUUUCCCACAAAUGUGGCUAGCGCGCUUUCUGCUGAGGGGGGAAAUUGUCCUGCUUCUAAAAAAGCUCGCGUGGUACCCCAUAUCCCGGUAGUUUUUGAGGAGAAUAAGUUUCUGCCCGACGAUGACCCCUCAUUGGCAUCGCUCGAUUGCGAAGAAUCGGCAGAUAACAAGACAAAGCUUGAUGCGGAAGUAAAGGCUUUGCUGGGCAAAGUUGAGGGUUCGCAGCUGGAAGAGAAGCCGUCAGGCUCGAAUCUUGCCUCACCAGUCAAGAUUUUUUUCGCCUCAAGAACUCAUUCGCAGCUAUCUCAAUUCGCAUCACAACUGAGGCUUCCUAGUUUCCCUUCAUCUAUUGAAUCUUUGGAAAAAGAGCGGAUCAAGCUUGUACCGCUCGGGUCCCGUAAGCAGCUUUGCAUCAACGCCAAAGUGUCGAAGUCCCCAAGCCAUACGAUAAACGAUAGCUGCAUGGACGCAAUAAGCAAGAAAGAAUGCGAGCCUUACACUAGGGCUAAGGAGCUUGAAAACGCAAGGAUGUUCAGAGACUACGCGUUUCAGGCAGUCCACGACAUCGAAGACAUCGCAGCGAUAGGUCGAGCCACCAACAUAUGUCCCUACUACGUUUCUCGUGAAUUUAUGAAUGAUGGAGUGGAAAUCGUCACACUGCCUUAUCAGCAUUUGCUUAUGGACAGUACUCGCAAUGCCCUAGGUAUUGAUUUGAAGGACUCUAUUGUUAUCAUCGAUGAGGCGCACAACAUCAUAGAUACUAUUAACACCAUCAACUCAGCGGAAGUCACUCAAGAGGAUCUCCUCAAUUGUAAAAUGGGGAUCAACUCCUACAUGCGUAAGUUUCAGAAACGUCUGAAUCCAGAAAAUCGGGUCAACUUGAGACGACUUUUGACGUUAGUCGCCCUGCUAAUUGCAUUCAUCGAAAAAAAUCAUAAGAAUGGUCGCACAUUUGAGGGCUUCGACAUAUUCGCCGGUACCAACGCUGACACUUUAAAUAUUCACAACCUUGAACGCUAUAUGAAAAGAACCAAGAUUGCCUACAAAAUCGACAGUUUCAUCGAAUACGAUCAACAAGGCGAAGAAACUGACCUUAAAAAGAGUCGAGAGCCUGUCCUCUUCAAGGUUGCCGCAUUUUUGAAGACGUUGACUAAUCCUUCUGCAGAGGGUCAGUUUUUUUUCGACAGAGAUCACAGCGUGAAGUAUAUGCUUCUGGAGCCGAGUUUCAGUUUUAAGAGCAUAGUUCAACAGUCCAAAUGCGUCCUAUUAGCAGGCGGUACCAUGGAACCUGUGUCUGACUUCAAAACAAACCUACUUCCAUUCGUAGACGAGAGCCAGAUCACGACUUUUUCUUGCGGCCAUGUAAUCCCAGAUGAUAAUAUGAACACUUUCGUGGUUGGGAACGAGUUUGAAUUCACAUUCGCUAAGCGUGAAGACCCGAAACUGCUGACAGACCUCCACAGCUUUUUAAUGAGAUUGAUCACCAUUAUACCCGAUGGGCUAGUCGUUUUCAUGCCCAGCUACAAAUUCCUUCAAACCGUCCUUGGAUUUUGGAAGACACGACUCAACAUAACAGAUAGCCUAGGGGCCAAGAAAAUUUUCUUCGAGGAAGCAUCCAAUCCCGAUGUCUUCUCUCAAUACUCUGAUCAGAUAAGGUCAAAAAGUGAAGGUGCGAUUUUGUUUGCAGUAGUGGGAGGGCGUUUAUCAGAGGGAAUCAAUUUUCAAGACGAACUGGCCCGUGCGGUAAUAAUGGUUGGAUUGCCCUUUCCUAACAUGUUCAGUGGUGAGCUAAUAAUCAGAAGAAAGCAUUUAGAACAGAAAGUGAUUCGUAAUGGUGGCAACAGUAGAGAUGCGAAUCUUGCUGCUCGCGAAUUUUACGAAAAUAUAUGCAUGAAAGCCGUCAAUCAAAGCAUAGGAAGAGCGAUUAGACAUGCAAAUGAUUAUGCCAAUAUUUAUCUGCUCGACAAAAGGUAUGAGUCGCCGCGCAUUCUGAAAAAACUGUCCACCUGGGUAAGGGAAAGAAUUUCGAGCACUAGUAACCCGGAUGAGAUUUUCAGGCUGAGCGCAAGUUGGUAUAAAUCGAAAGAAGACCAAGGGUAG
Lachancea lanzarotensis is the source of this 2475-nucleotide messenger RNA. It is a transcript of the gene CHL1, whose product is annotated as LALA0S08e05336g1_1. Gene Ontology annotation, cellular component: nucleus. The transcript has a single exon. Gene Ontology annotation, molecular function: ATP binding; hydrolase activity, acting on acid anhydrides, in phosphorus-containing anhydrides; DNA helicase activity. The record is from RefSeq and is a predicted model, not a curated record. Gene Ontology annotation, biological process: establishment of sister chromatid cohesion; nucleobase-containing compound metabolic process. Bases 1 to 2475 code for a protein of 824 amino acids. Lineage: Eukaryota; Fungi; Ascomycota; Saccharomycetes; Saccharomycetales; Saccharomycetaceae.